UUUUCGUUCCUUGAUUUCUAAGCAACUCUCAUUGGAAACUGCUCUCUCUCUCUCUCUCUCUCUCUCUCUCAUAUUAAAGUAAGACAUAAACAAGCUCACAAGUCUCCCAUGGAAGCAAAUCCCCUGCAAAUUCAACUCUCCUCUGCAACAAUCCAUUAGAUUCAAGCUGUCAAUAAGCCCUUCAAAAGAUAACUUGUUCUUCUCUCUCUCUCUCUCCCUCUCUCUCUCUUUCUUCUUCCUGUUCUUCUUCUUCUCCCAUGUUUCCUCUCUUCUCUCUCCUUCUCUUCCAUGGCCCUGCAGAAACCUUCUCGCCUAGUUCUGCUCAUCGUCGUCUGCCUCUCUCUCUUCGCAAUCUCGUUUCAUGAGGUCCGCGCUUUCAGCUCCAGGAUCACCAGCCACAACGCCGCCGCCAACUUGCCCCUCCCUCGCCACCCUCCGCCGGCCAACAGAAAAGUCCUGGAAAACAGCAAGAAGUUCGACUUCACCCCGUUCCUCAGAAACCACAGCCGGAAACAUCCCCCGGAGAGCGAGAUCGAUCCGCUUUACGGCGUCGAGAAGCGGCUGGUUCCCACCGGCCCGAACCCAUUGCACCACUAGCCGGCCGCCGUCGGGAGAUGUGAUCCGAAACUGAUGAUCAGACCAGACAACAACAUUAAUUGGUCAGUGAAGGCUUUCCCACCAUUAAUUAGUUUGUAUUAAUAUUAAUCCAUUUGCCUGAUUCUGUAUAACUAAUUCACAUUGUAAUGGAUUCCAUAUACUGAUUUUCGAGUGGCCAUGUAAACACAAUUUUCUAUACACAAUUCUUACGACGACGACAACAAUAAUCUAAAUUUAA
Messenger RNA from Diospyros lotus (date-plum), 835 nucleotides. Its product is annotated as CLAVATA3/ESR (CLE)-related protein 12. The coding region runs from base 289 to 597 and encodes 102 amino acids. NCBI's taxonomy places the organism in Eukaryota, Viridiplantae, Streptophyta, Magnoliopsida, Ericales, Ebenaceae. The transcript has a single exon. The record is from RefSeq and is a predicted model, not a curated record.